Molecule: messenger RNA, 1344 nt
Organism: Cyphellophora attinorum
Lineage: Eukaryota; Fungi; Ascomycota; Eurotiomycetes; Chaetothyriales; Cyphellophoraceae
Product: Bifunctional polynucleotide phosphatase/kinase
Exons: 1
Coding region: 1-1344 (447 amino acids)
Biological process (GO): DNA repair
Molecular function (GO): polynucleotide 3'-phosphatase activity; ATP-dependent polydeoxyribonucleotide 5'-hydroxyl-kinase activity; double-stranded DNA binding
Source: RefSeq, a predicted model, not a curated record
AUGAGCCUAAAACGUGGUGCAUCUGGUGGCAGAGCCAUCUCGCCGCCGCCGACAAAGCGACGAAUUGAGUCAACAACCACAAACAAUGCCGUUGCUUCGUUCUUCAAGCCGGCAUCUCAGAAGCCACCUGAUCAAAUUUCAUGGAGAGUUCUCAAGGACAGUCUCAUUAUUGGACGCAACAACCCUACAGUCAUCCCACCUCAAGCCAAGAUUCAUCCUGUAAGAGUUGCAGCUUUUGAUCUCGAUGACACGCUCAUCACCGCGACCGGAGCAAAGUUUGCGCGAGGAGCCGAUGCCUGGAAGUGGUGGGAUCCGAGCAUACCGGGUAAGCUUCGACAACUGUACAACGAAGGCUAUCUGGUCGUGAUCUUCACGAAUCAAGGCGGCGUCAGCUUGAAGGACAAGAAGCCACAAACCUUGCAGCAAGAUACCGCGAGUCUGGCGAAGCUCAAAAGUCAGGUGACCAACAUCCUCACAGCAUUGAAUCUACCAAUGAGUCUGUACGGUGCGUCUGCACAGGAUCAUUACCGCAAACCAAGGACAGGAAUGUGGCAAGAAAUGCUCGAGGACUACGAUCUGACGGCUGAAGGUGCCGUCGACAUGAAGUCUUCAUUCUACAUCGGAGAUGCUGCUGGCCGAGAGAAGACGGACAAGAGGCAGAAAGCAGACUGGGCAAGUUCGGAUCGUGACUUGGCCACGAACAUAGGCAUUCGAUUCCAGACUCCUGAGGAGUUCUUUCGCGGCGAAGACGUUGAGCCUUAUCAGCCAGCCUUCGACCCGUCGAGUUACCUCAGCGAGGCCGCUAUCGCCAAAGCAGGCGUCAAAUUCGAAAAGAAACACAAGCAGGAGAUAGUGAUGUUCUGCGGAUCCCCUGGCGCUGGGAAGAGCACGUUCUUCUGGAGAGUACUCGAGCCUCUCGGUUAUCUCAGGGUGAACCAGGACACACUCAAGACUCGUGACCGAUGCUUGAAGGCGGCACGAGGCUACUUGCAAGAGGGUUUAUCAGUCGCAGUCGAUAAUACCAAUGCUAACGUCGAAGCCCGCAACUACUGGAUAUCUCUGGGCCGAGAAUUCAAUGUGCCUGUACGCUGCGUCCACUUCACAACACCUCUCCGGCUAGCGGAACACAACGACAGCGUCAGAGCCCUGAAUGUUGCACUGAUGAAUCCUGAGAAGCGUGAGCUACUGCCGGGGAUUGCGUUCAAGAGCUUCCAGGGGCGAUUCCAGGAGCCAAAACUGUCAGAAGGAUUCGAUGAUCUCACAAAAGUCGACUUCAGCUGGAAUGGGACUCCUGAACAGCAAGCUGUGUGGUCGAAGCACUGGGUUUCCAAAUUUUCCACGUAA